AUGAAUUCCCUUCGCAAAUGGGCAAGGAGGAAUAGAACUCCCCUUGCGAUUGGUUUCGGAGUGAUUGGUGUAGGCUAUGUAGCUACUCAGUACGUGCUAGGAAAGAUUCAUGAUGCUCGAAAACGUAUGAGUAGUGAUCGUAUAGCUCGAGAGAAUCUUCGACGUCGGUUUGAACAAAAUCAAGAGGAUUGUACUUACACCGUCUUGGCCCUCCUGCCCACCGCCACCGAGAACAUUCUUGCAGAAUUGAAAACGGAGAGAAUCACCGACGAGUUGCAACGACAAAAAGCUGCGAAGCAGGCACGAAAUGGCGCUGAUCGUCGAUCUGAUUGGGGUUCCAGUCCUCCUAGUAUUACCGAUGACGAUGGCAGAAGCAUGGUGAGUUUUAGUGAUAGUGGAAUGCAUAUAAGUCAACUCGGAAUACCUUCAGGAUUAGAGUUGGGUGUUGAUGGAGCACAAGAUGGAGGACAACAAGGAGAACAGCAAGCACAAAAGAUCAAAAGGUCGAAGAUGCAAUUAUGGAAUGAUCUUAAGAUUAGCUCUAUCACGCGAUCAUUCACUUUGAUAUAUACACUCUCUCUUCUCACACUACUCACACGGAUUCAACUUAAUCUCCUAGGACGUCGCAGUUAUCUUUCGAGUGUAGUCUCACUCGCUACUGGUGGCGUGGAGCAGUCAACAAUAAGCUUGGAAAAUAACGAUGAUGACAAUUCAGAUCAAGCUUAUGGAAACGACUUCGAGACGAAUAGACGAUAUCUGACAUUCAGCUGGUGGCUACUUCAUAGAGGAUGGAGAGAUGUUAUGUUCAAGGUUGAAGAUGCGGUAAAAGAAGUGUUCAAGGAUACUUCUAUCAGAGAAGAGCUCACCAUGGCUAAGUUUUCUGAAUUGACGCUUGAGGUCCGUAAAAAGGUAGAAGGUGCCACCCCCGAAGACAGACAGGCUACUCGCUGGUUACAAUAUCUUUUACCCCCUCGAGACCAAGAGGAUUUUGUCAUCAAAGAAUCUGGCAUGAAAGCUAUGGAGCCUGAGACACCUUCAUCAUCACCCGUGUCACCAUUAAGACGACUCCUUGAUGAAACCUCGGAUCUUAUUGACUCUCCACCAUUUUCCCACGUUCUGACUAUGCUUCUUGAUGCCGGAUUCUCAACUCUUGUUGAACAAAAGAUCGCUCAACAAAGCUUCAAGAUUCCGUCUCAACCUGAAGAUACUCGUGUUACUGAAAUCGUUGAGCCAACUGCGGUAAAGCUUCCAUUAAUUUUAGCUGUGCUUACCAGACAGGCUCACUCCAUUGGAAAUGGUGUGCCCAAUGAAUACCUUCAAGCUAUGGAGCAGGUUAGGGAAUUAGAGGCUUUUGCCGCCGUGGUUUACUCUAGUCACGAGAAUGAGAUUAAUCCGAUUGAUGACUUUGGGAGUGCCAUGUUAGUGCCAAGGAAUGACUUGGGCGAAUCUGAAAUGGCCUCUGUGGCUUCGAAUGGCCAAGAUAGUCUUAUUGACGUGGGAACUGCUAGCAGAUUUGAAAGUGCGUGGGGAAAAGCGGUAGACCCCGCGGACAAAGUAACAUCUUUGUAG
Messenger RNA from Botrytis byssoidea, 1569 nucleotides. RefSeq lists its product as uncharacterized. NCBI's taxonomy places the organism in Eukaryota, Fungi, Ascomycota, Leotiomycetes, Helotiales, Sclerotiniaceae. Gene Ontology annotation, molecular function: protein-macromolecule adaptor activity. The coding region runs from base 1 to 1569 and encodes 522 amino acids. Gene Ontology annotation, biological process: protein import into peroxisome membrane. The record is from RefSeq and is a predicted model, not a curated record. The transcript is spliced from 3 exons. Gene Ontology annotation, cellular component: peroxisomal membrane.